AAAUGUGAAAAUUGCUCUCCUUUCGGCUCUCAUCCUUGUCAUUACAGUACUACUACCGGUGAAUGCAUUUGCAUUCAUUUCAUCACGUACCAGGUAGCGAACAAGCGAUCCRAACCAAGAUGAGCUCCUACAAAGAACCCGAAUGGGGGGUCGCGCCGUCGUCCUCCUCUUCCUCGUCCUCGCAYCCCCCCUGGACGGUGACCGAGAUCAAGAACGGGAUCGAGGUGGGCCGGCACGACCUGUCCGGCAGGGCCACGACGAUUUUCGGCCGGGCCGUCGACAUGGUGCACGUCCCGCUCCACCACGAGAGCAUCAGCCGGCGGCACGCGCGGAUCGCCUUCGACGCAGGGGGGAACGCCUGGCUCCGGGAUCUGCGAUCGGCCCACGGAACCUUUGUCAACAAGCGGAGGCUGCCGGCCGAGGCCWCGGGGAAGGAGGAGUCCAACUCGCUCCACAGRGGAGCCCGGGGAAUCCGGGUGUUCGCGGGGGACGUUCUGAGGUUCGGGGCGAGCUCGAGGUAUUUCUCGCUGGAGGGGGGGCCUCCGCCGGCUUCGGAGCGUUCCGAGGAGGCCAGGCUGCAGGAAAAGGCCGACAAGUGGCAGCAACAGCAACAGCAGCAGCAACAGCAACAACAGGGAGGCCAGACCGAUAGAGCCUCGGUGGCAUCCAGUGCAGCCACCGAUGCGGGUGCCGAUCCGAAGGGAAGUCCAUCCGGGGACGCGGGGAUCUCGUGGGGGAUUUCCAUGGAAGACGACACCGASGGUGGCGCUGCCAGCACGGAUGCAGCCRCCCGAAGCAAAUCCAAUGCGUCCCUGCUGGAGGAUCCCCUCAAGAUCCCGGAAAAGCACCGCAGGGAACUAGACAAGAUCAACGCCCUGAAGUACAAAUUGUCCAACCUGGAAACCGAAGACCAGAGGAUUCGAAGGAAGGGAGUGGACAACCUCACCGAGGGACAGGAAAGGCAGCUGCUGAAAAACGCCGAAAAGGAAGCGGCUCUCCGGAGGUCCAUACAAGAACGGGAAGACAGCCUCUGCGACAAGCUCCGCGGUUCUAGGUCGUCGGACCGAACCAAGGCACGGAAGACUACCGAUGGGGGGAACGAGGACGAGGAAGACGACUUUUUCGACAGGACCAAAACCAGCAGCGACGCUGGACCGGGAAACGAUGGUGCCGGGRACGAAGCCGAAUCCGAAGAGACGCUGACGGAGAAAUGGAGGGCCGCCUAUSGGGAGAGGAACCACCUCUCGACCGUAGCACUGCCGAACGCAAGGGCCCGCGCAGACCGCCUGAAAGAACGAGUGAGAGCUCUCGAGGCCGCCGGCGACGACGAGGAAGCCUUCUACGUCCAGAACGACCUGUCGCUGGCGCUGGAAGCGAGAAAGAAGGCCGAGUCGUCUCUGGCGAGGAACGCGACAACCAUGGACGGGAUCGAAUCGCUCCUGCGGGUGGUCAACUCUAGGAUUCGUUGCGAUCGAGAGACCGGACACAUCGGGGAGRGUCGGCCACGGCCGGGAACUCCGCCACCGGAAUCGGGUGCGGGCGGCCGAGAACCCYCGCGARAGGAACAGCCAUUGGGCUCCACUGUGAUGCAGCCGCCACCGCCCGUGCUGCCGAACCCAACGCCCACGGCUGCUAACCACGAGAAACGCAGCAUGCCGCCACCGCCGCCAUCGAUCCAGACCGGUGCACAAGCAGCGACCAAGGGUUCCGGAACCGAAUCCGCAACCCCAAUGGCCCCGCCCCCCAACAAGAAGAAGCGGAUCCUCGGGCCCGCGGCGGGACCACCGCCGCCGCAGCCAUCCCCGGCAACAAAGAAAGAACGGACGGUGGGAACCYUGGCCUUUUUGAAUCGCACGACGUCCGSAGCGAAAAAAUCGAACUCGGACRCCAUCAGAAACGSAAAGGAUGCAACCAAAACUGCGGAAGGAACGACCGUGGCGAAACCCGGAAAKCCGCAGCGACAACAACUGUCGAUGGACACCCAGGUGGAUGUGUGGAGAGCUCCCGACGGACAAGAUGGGAGUGGAAGGACCAARCUAAACGAAAAAUUUGCCGGAAGAUACUAAAUUUUGCGUUACCGAUGCUACGAUGUAACAUGAAWUUCCGCUCGGGUCCCAAUCACAACACUCUUUAACAUUCGAGCUAAGUACUGUAUUACUGUAAAAGAAAUAAUUUUAGUUCAACACA
This is a messenger RNA of Pseudo-nitzschia multistriata, 2187 nucleotides long. The record is from the annotation of a GenBank genome assembly. Lineage: Eukaryota; Bacillariophyta; Bacillariophyceae; Bacillariales; Bacillariaceae.